CUAAUCAAACGUUUCUGACUUGCUCAGAAACUUGGGUGCCGAGGAAAAUACUACGUGCUAUUGAAUAUUGGUGUUUUUCACUUACGAAUUGCGUGGAAUUUGUUGUUGAUUAUACCUAGUCGGCAAGUGGAACUAUUUUUCUGUUAUUAAUUUUAAAUUGUUCUAGUAUUAACUUGACGUACAAUAUGUCGCGGAAGAGAAAAAUUGUUCAAGAAGCUCCUUCCAGUUCCAUCCUAAAAUUUGAUGAAGAUUUGGACUUGCUUGGCAUUUUGGAUGAAGAUGAUGAUGAGGAAGAGGACAGGUUGCAGCAGAAGAGCUUCACAAAACUUGGCUUGCAUGGCUUGGAUGAUGGACCUGACACCUCUGACCCCUACUACUAUGAAGAUAAAGAUAAUCUACACAAAGAAGUUGCCUUCUACAAGAGCAGUAAAAAACAAACUAAAUCUAAAAAUUCUACUGAAAUUAAGACUACAAAGAAGAAAGAUAAGAAAGGAAAAUCAAAAUCUGUUCCUGACUCAGUGGAGGAAGACAAAAUUGAAGAUGCAAACAAAAGUGAUAAUGAUAAGAAAGACGAUGAUGUUGAUGAUAGUGAUGAUGAUGAACAUGCAUCAGAAUCAAGUGAUGAUGAAGAUAUUUUUUCUAGUGAUGGAUUAGAUGAUGAGAGUGAUAAUUCAGAUGAAGAUAGUGAUGAGAAAGACAGUGACGAUGAAGAUGAAGGAUAUGCAGAGAAGCCAUCUGAUGAUGGUGACAGUUCUGCUGUUGCUGAAGAAAUAAUCACGGAUGGUGUAAGAGCAAGCAAGCAGCUGCCGGAUGAGUAUGCGGAUAAUGAUUCAUCAGAUGAAGAAGAGAUCAUGAACACUAUUGGCAACGUUCCCACUGAGUGGUAUGAUGAGUGUGAUCACAUUGGGUUUGAUCACACUGGGCAGAAGAUCUACAAGCCUGACAGAGGUGAUGGCCUUGAUGCUUUCCUCAGAAGAAUUGAAGACCCAAACUACAUGCGUACGGUUGUGGAUCGGCUGACUGGCCAAGACGUGGUGCUGGUGGAUGAUGACCUGGAACUUAUCCAGCGGCUGGUGAAGGCGCAGGUCCCCAGCGCUCAGUACAAUCUUUACGAGCCUUUCAUGGACCUCUACUCACACGAGGUCAUGGAGACGCCGCUGUCUGGCAGACCUGAGCACAAGAGAAGCUUCCUGCCCUCCAGGAGUGAGCGUGAGAAAAUCUCGCGGAUGGUCCACAACAUCAAGCAGAAUUUGAUCCACAAGCACCAGCGGCCUAAGCGGUACCAGGCCUACGACCUGUGGAAGAGCGACCACAUCCCUGUGCCCAUGAGAAGACGCCUCAACCCCAAGUACAAGGCCCCGCCCUGCAAGCUACCAACGAACAGUAACUCGUACAACCCACCUCCGGAGUUCCUGCCCACCAAGUUCCAGCUCGACUGGAUCAAAAGCAAACAUGUGCGCCAGCGCGCCGAGAUCUGGGCCAGACUGCCUAAGAAGUACAACUCCCUGCGCCUUGUGCCCAACCACAGGACCUAUGUCAUGGACGUGUUCAACAGAUGUCUGGACCUCUACAUGUCAUCUAGGUUCGCGUACAAGAAAAUUAUUGGCACUUCAAAGGACCUGUUGCCGGACCUGCCUCGCCCCCGAGAUCUGCGCCCGUUCCCCACCCGCGAGGCCCUGCAGUUCUUGGGCCACAAGUCGGUGGUGCGCGCGCUGGCUGUGCAUCCUCUGGGCAAGAUACUCGCCACGGGAUCUGAUGACCACACCGUCAAAAUCUGGGAAAUAUCGAGCGGACGCUGCAUCCGCACCCUGGACGUCGGUGAUGCCGUCACGUGCCUGCAGUGGAACCCCAACAGCCGCGUGCUGGUGCUGGCGGUGUGCGUGGGCAGCUGCGUGGUGAUGAUCAACCCUGAGAGCUACCUCACCGAGGCUGCUGUCGUCACCAGGACCAACGCUCUCUUCAUGGUGCCGCCAGAGCAGGGCGACUAUGAAGUGAACAAGAAGGUGCAGCGCGCUGUGACGUGGGCAACUCCCUCCAGCGACGAGCGCCAGAUGGGCUACAGGGUCGUUCUCAAGCACCUCUGCCCCGUGCAGCAGAUUGUGUGGCACCCACAAGGCGAUUACUUCGCGACCUUACAGCGAGAGGCCAAGUCUUCAUCGGUGAUCAUCCAUCAGCUGUCCCGCCACCGAUCCCAAAUCCCGUUCUCUAAAUCUGCCAUCAAAGUCACGGCCAUGUCCUUCCACCCCAAGAAGGCCUAUUUUUAUAUUUGCUGCCAAGGUAGAGUGCGGGUGUAUUCACUCCUGCAGAAGAAGCUCAUUCGCCUCAUCCGGACGUCAUCCUCGUCUGAAUGGAUAUCAUCCAUUGCAGUGCAUCCUUCCGGUGAACACUUCAUCAUCGGGUCCCAUGGCAAACGCCUCACAUGGUACGAGAUGGAAGCCACCAACAGGCCCUACACGCUGCGGUACCAUCACGGCGCCGUCAGGAGCGUCGCGUACCACAACAAAUAUCCCCUCAUGGCGUCUGCUGCUGACGACGGCAGGGUCAUCGUCGCGCACGCCAUGGUCUAUAACGACUGGAUCAAGGACCCGUUAAUCGUACCCGUGAAGGAGCUCCGCAGCCACGCCUUCCUAGAUGGGGUGUGCGUGCUGCAGCUGUGCUGGCAUCCCUGCAACCCCGUGCUGUUCACGGCUGGUGCUGACGGAACCGUCAGGCUCUGGCAGUAAUGCUGAUCGUGUCAACUUGUUGAAGAAUAACGCCCCAAUAAUGUCGUAGGAAAUUUCAAAAGAGUAGACGAGAAUGUUUGUAUGAACGUAAA
This is a messenger RNA of Hyalella azteca, 2815 nucleotides long. Its product is annotated as ribosome biogenesis protein BOP1 homolog. The record is from RefSeq and is a predicted model, not a curated record. Gene Ontology annotation, cellular component: preribosome, large subunit precursor; PeBoW complex. Gene Ontology annotation, molecular function: protein binding; ribonucleoprotein complex binding. Gene Ontology annotation, biological process: ribosome biogenesis; maturation of LSU-rRNA from tricistronic rRNA transcript (SSU-rRNA, 5.8S rRNA, LSU-rRNA). Lineage: Eukaryota; Metazoa; Arthropoda; Malacostraca; Amphipoda; Hyalellidae. The coding region runs from base 186 to 2723 and encodes 845 amino acids. The transcript is spliced from 14 exons.